Messenger RNA from Prorocentrum cordatum, 1125 nucleotides. NCBI's taxonomy places the organism in Eukaryota, Dinophyceae, Prorocentrales, Prorocentraceae. The record is from the annotation of a GenBank genome assembly.
UUCCUGCUGCCCGCCCUGGACCUCGCCCGGCGGUGGCUGAAGCGCUGGGGCCCGCAGGGCGGCGGGGGCCCCGGCGGCCCGCUGGCGCUGGUCGUGGCGCCCACGCGCGAGCUGGCGGCGCAGAUCCACCGGGAGGCCGGGCGCUUCGCCGAGGCCGUGGGCUGCAGGGCCGGGUGUGUGCACGGCGGUGCCGCCUGGGAGCCCCAGGCCGCGGUCCUGGAGGCUGGGGUGGAGGUGCUCGUCGCGACGCCUGGCCGCCUCUGCUUCCUAAUGGGCCGCGGCGGCGAGGCGGCGGCGGCGCUGGUCCGCUCGCUGGCCGCCUGCGGCGCGCGGAAGCAGCUCGCCGAGGCACGCGAGGCCUUCGAGGGCUUCCUGCGCGGCGGCGGCUCGCCGACGCGGCGGGUCUACUCCGCGCUGAUGAACGCGCACGUGACGUGCGGCGACCUCCCCGGGGCCUCGCAGAUCGCGCUGCGGAUGAGGGACUCGGGCCUUGCGCUAGGCGUCGUCGAGUUUACCACCCUCCUCAAGGGUGAGCUGGCCAGUGGGGACCUGGACGCCGCCAAGCGCGUGCUCGGGGAGAUGCUCGCGGAGAGGCCACCUGUGCUCCCGGACCUGCGCACCGCGAACACCUUUCUGCGCGGCUGCCUCAAGCUCGGAGACCUCCCUGAGGCGGACGCCCUCUUCGCGCGCCUUCCUGGCUGGGGCGUCGUCCCCGACGCGACCACCUACAAGGUCAUGAUGCAGGCGUACGGGCAGGGCCUGCGCCUGAAGGACAUGCUGCGGCUGCUGCGUGAGCUCGACGGCGAGGGUGCGGCUGCACUAACGCUUUCGACAACGCGGCGGGAUUCAACAUUUGCAUUGCCCAGGUGGCAUGUCUGCUGGGGAAGUGGAAGGCCAGCGAGAGGGCGCUCCAGCGCGCAGAGGCGCAGCUGGUACAAGGGCUCAGGUCAGAUGCCCAGUUUGACAGGCUGAGGAGACAGGAGCUCCAGCGCGAUGCCGCCGCGCUCCGUGCCGCCGCCUCUGCGCGCCGCGCGGGCGCCGCCGCGCCCGACCUGGCCGGCUGCCUGCAGCGCGCCUUCCCGUUCCCGGCGCUGCGGCGCGCGGGCGGCAGCACGAGAGCCGAGG